Drechmeria coniospora is the source of this 2238-nucleotide messenger RNA. Its product is annotated as Heat shock protein Hsp70. The record is from RefSeq and is a predicted model, not a curated record. NCBI's taxonomy places the organism in Eukaryota, Fungi, Ascomycota, Sordariomycetes, Hypocreales, Ophiocordycipitaceae. Bases 1 to 2238 code for a protein of 745 amino acids. The transcript has 4 exons. Gene Ontology annotation, molecular function: ATP-dependent protein folding chaperone; ATP binding.
AUGAGCUCUAUGAACUCUCGCCUCAAAGGCUUCGGGUUCGGGAAACGCAAAUCAGCCGCCAGCAUUCAGACCGUCGACGGGGUACCCUCCUCCAGCACCCCUCCUCCGCCCGGCUCAGCACCGCAACACCAAAUCCCCCGUCCCGGCGCUUCGUCGUCGUCAACCAGUCUCCCCAUGAACCACCCCAACGCCGGCGGCAACCGCCCGCCCAGCUACUCGGCCAACUACCCGCCGCCUCUGGAUCGCGCCAGCCCUCACCAAGGUGUCCCCAAUCGCACUCCCCCGAGCCAGAUGGCCGGAGGACCACCCCCGAUCAACACGAGCACUCCCAUGGGCUACCCACCCUCGAUGGCUCCCAUGGGCCAAGGACCGCCUCAGCAGAUGGGCGGUCCUCCGCCCCAAGGCGCACCCCCGGGCUUCGGCGGACAGGCCGGAUAUCCCUCAGGCGGUCCGCCGCAGGGUGGCCCCAUUGCCCAGCAGUUCCAGCGAAACAGCGUCGCCGCCGCCGAGGUCGAGGGUGCUAGCAAGAGCAAGGCCCAGCUGAUUGUCGGCAUCGAUUUUGGCACCACCUUUUCCGGAGUCGCCUUCGCCUUUGCGACCAACAACGAGGCCAAGGAAGAUAUCAUCUCCGAGUGGCCGGGUGCCGGUUCCUACACCAAGCAAAAGAUCCCCACCGUUCUCUACUACGAUCAGUAUCAAAAGGUGGUCGGUUGGGGACCCGACAUCGCCGACGCCCUGGCGCCCACGGGCUACCCGAAGCCAGGCGUGCAAAAGGUGGAGUGGUUCAAGCUGCAGCUGAUGCUCAGCGGCAACACCUACAUCGACCCCAUCAACCUGCCCCCGCUGCCCCCGGGCAAGUCCGAAAUUGACGUCGCGGCCGACUACCUCUUCAAGCUCCGCCAGGCCAUGCGAUCGGCGCUGCAGAAGACGCUGGGCGAGGUCUUUAACCGAGAGGAGCGCAACAUCCGGUAUUACUUGACGGUGCCCGCCAUCUGGAACGACGCCGGCAAGGCCGCCACCCGAGCCGCGGCCAUCCAGGCUGGCUUCCUCCGCGACGAAAACGACAACCGGCUCACCCUCGUCUCCGAACCCGAAGCCGCCGCCCUGUUCUGCUCCAAGACGGGCCUGCUCAACCUCAAGGUGCACGACGCUGUGCUGAUUGUCGACUGCGGCGGCGGUACCGUGGACUUGAUCGCGUACGAAGUCGAGGAGGAGAACCCGUUCACCGUGGCCGAGUGCACGGCAGGGUCCGGAGACUCCUGCGGCUCCACGGCGCUGAACCGAAACUUUAGCAACAUCCUGCGGACCAAAAUCCGCAAGAUGAAGCUGCCCGACGGCUCCAAGACGGCCGGACGUGUCUACGCAAAGUGCAUCAUGGACUUUGAGAACAGGAUCAAGGCCGACUUCCGCAACAACGGACAGAAGUGGGCCGUCGACGUCGGCAUCGAGGCCGAGUUCCCCGAGGCCGGCAUCGAGGAGGGCUACAUGACCUUUACGAACGAGGAGAUCCUGCAGUGUUUCGAGCCCGUCGUGAACCGAAUCCUCGAGCUCGUGCGUAAUCAGAUCAUCGCCAUCCAGGCGCAGAACAGGACGCUGCAGAACAUCCUCGUCGUCGGCGGCUUCGGUGCGUCCGAGUACCUGUUCCAGCAGAUCAAGCUCCACGUCCCCCCCCAGUUUCAGUCCAAGGUUGUCCGGCCCAUGGACUCGGUCGCCGCCAUCGUCAAGGGUGCCGUCACGGCCGGCAUCACGGAGAGGAUCAUCACCCACCGCGUCGCCCGUCGACACUACCUCAUGGCUACGCUGCAGCCGUUCAAGGAGGGAUACCAUCCGGAGGCGUACCGUGUGCCUUCCCUCGACGGCAAGGACCGAUGCAAGUUUACGCGACAAAUUUUCGUGCAAAAGGGCCAGAAGGUCAAGAAUGGCGAGCCCGUCAAGGUCUCCUUCUUCCGACAGGUGGCCCCUGGUGCGACGCUCAUGUACGAGGACGUCCUGUAUGCGUGCGACGACGAUGUGUGCCCCGAGUACACCAAAGAUCCUCGAAUCAAGGAGGUCGUCACCCUCACAUCCGACUUGUCUCGCAAGAACCUCGAAAAGGACUUUGAACGGAUGGACACGCCACAGGGCACCUUCUACCGCGUGUACUUUGACAUCUACCUGACGCUCGACGGCUCCGAGUUCAGCGCCGAGCUGGUCUGUCAAGGCGAGGUCAUGGGUCGCUGCCGCGCGCGCUUCAGGUGA